UGAAUGAGAGGGAACGUAAUAAACGCAAGAAAAAUAAUAGUAAUGAUAAACUAAAUUGGGAAUUAUGCCGCAAUCUACCAGGUCUACCAGCAUUACAUAAAUGAUAAUUCAAGAAGCUUGCGCGGGUGGCGAAAGAACAUUCAUGCGUUCACAAACUUUAAUUAUAAUUGCUAGUAUUUUAAGGAAAUUGCGUAAUGCACGAGCUAAAGAGCUUGACACGGAUAUUUUUAUUUUAAAAUAUGCUGGCACAGGCGUUCGGCAAAUUGCGAAUUCUUUCCGGACUGGAAGGGUCACGAAAGGAAGUGUCGUAUUACAUACAUAAGCAGGGUUGUCAUACGACAUCGAAAUUCCUUACGAUAUGUAGGAAACUUUGUAGUAAUUAUAUUCAACACCAGUGCUGGAAAUGUGGGUCAGAGAUACAGAAUUCCAGUUUAUUUUGCAGUCUAUGCAGCACACUUCAGAAACCGGAUGAAAGUAUGACUUACUUCGAUAUAUUACACAUUAAACAGGGUUUCGAAGUAGAAGAUGAAGAUCUCACAACAAAAUAUCGCCAAUUACAGAACGUACUUCACCCAGAUCGCUUCAGUGUGAAGAAUGCGGAAGAACGUAAGAUAUCGGAACAGUACUCCGCUCUGGUGAACAAGGCAUAUUCGACCCUGCAUCAACCACUAGCUCGAGGUCUCUACAUUCUGCACCUGCAUGGAAUUAACCUGCAUGAAGACACAAGGGAGACUGACCCUCAGUUCCUGGCCGAGAUCAUGGAGACAAAUGAAGAACUGGCUGAAGCACAGCAUCCUCAUGACGUGAGGAGACUCGAGAAUGCCAACAAGAGUGUCAUGGACAAACUUACAAAAGAUGUUGCGAAGGCUUUCCGUGCGGGAGACAUUGAUGCCGCUAAGCAAGUGUUGCUGAAGAUGAAGUAUUAUUCCAGUAUUGCAGCUAGAAUCAAGGAUUUAAAGCAGAAGGCUGGCAUCGAAUGAGUUUUAAGUCAUAGUAUACAUGUACUCAAAGCUGAACAUACAGACGAAUAAAGUAAUGCUGCAGAAAUUUGUGAAUUUUACUUAUUCAGGAAUAGGGAAUUUAAAAUAUUCCACUGCUAUGGUGCCAGAUUUUAACUUGGGGGGGGGUAUUUGUUUAAAAAAAUGUGAUAUUAAGCCUGAUGGACCCAUGCAUAAUGCCAUCACAACAGUCCAACAUGUGGAUGAUAAAGGCUUAACCCCAAUAGCCCCAACACUGGUUAACUUUGUGGUCAGUGUGAGGACUGACUGUACAUUGUUUUGUCAAUUGCAUGCGUACUGGCAUACCAGGUGACAGAAUUUACCCCUGAAUGUGGAGGCAGCACAUUCCUCAGAUAUGUUAGUACCUAUCUGCCAUACUACAAGGCCAUAAUCUUAACCUCCUGGGUUGGCAUCAUGUAGUCCAGCAGAAGUUAAGACAUGCUUCCUUUCUCAGCUUACUCUACGACCAUGCAGCAUCACAUCCCAGAAGAUCAUACUAAAACUACACUCCAUGGCUUUUAGUCUGCAAGCAAACUAUACUGACUGAGCGACCGCCGCUUGUCGG
Cryptotermes secundus is the source of this 1563-nucleotide messenger RNA. RefSeq names its product iron-sulfur cluster co-chaperone protein HscB (gene Hsc20). Bases 240 to 980 code for a protein of 246 amino acids. Gene Ontology annotation, molecular function: protein-folding chaperone binding; ATPase activator activity. Gene Ontology annotation, cellular component: mitochondrion. The transcript is spliced from 3 exons. Gene Ontology annotation, biological process: [2Fe-2S] cluster assembly; protein complex oligomerization. NCBI's taxonomy places the organism in Eukaryota, Metazoa, Arthropoda, Insecta, Blattodea, Kalotermitidae. The record is from RefSeq and is a predicted model, not a curated record.